AUGGAGGGCAUCCGCGCCACCACCGGUGGCUUCAUGCAGCGGCGUCUAAGCCGCUUGUAUAAUGACACGAAAAAGUCUUCGGAUUUCGUCCAGGAGCCCACCAAGGCCCCCGAAGACCCCGAGAUCAAAUCCCUGUUCAGGAAACUGCGCAUCCAAAAGGACCGCGUGUCCGUCUGGGGCCUCGAAUGGACCGAUCCCAACCAGUCAGAUGAGAUUGACAGCUCGCUGUCAAAGGCCGGCCUGAGCGAGGUCGUCCACAGCAUCCUGUCGAGGGUUCGAGAAACACUAUCCGAGUUGGAUGCCUUGUGGAAGAGCUACACGAACCCGCUUGGUACCGUCUCGGAAAAGUCGUCGGGCGACCGCAAGACAUCAUUUGUCACCUGGGACAAGGCCGUCUUUGCCGAUGCCAUCGCCGACCUCACGCAGUCGGUCGAUACCCUUUACGACCUUUCUAGAACACGCUCCUCGGGCCACAUGUCUUCCCGCUCCAAGCUCGAAAAGUCCAUGGCAUCCACCGAAGAGCUGAGGCCCUUCGAGUCCACCAGGAUGCAGACCCCUCAGGAGAUCGAUCCCAAGACCUUGACCAACAUCCGCGCCAUGCAGGCGGAGCCCAUGACCGAAUCCAGAGCCAACCUCCCGCCGAGGGACAUCGUAUUCAUGAGCAAGCAGGCCUGGUCCGAUUUGUCACAGCACAUCGGUCGGCAGCCGUUCGCGCCGCUGUUGUUGGAGUAUGCCACCUUCGAUUCCAUCUACUCAGUCACAGGCAUCAUGCCCCCCAUGUCGCGCUUCGAGAAGCUGUCGGCCGGCUUGCAGCAAGAUUCGCAAAGGGCGCCGGGCACCUGGAUCGGUUUGCCCCGGCUGCUGGGCUACUUUGAGGAUCUGGAACACUCCCGCCUCGGGCUCGUGUACCAUUUCCCGCCCAACUUCAACGCCGUCUCUUUCGAGAACUUCACCCAGAACCCGCUCUACAACGUUUGCACGCUCGCCGAUCUUCUCUCGCGGCCUGAUUUUGAGCCGACCUUGGAGGCGAAGUUCCGUCUGGCCUCGAACCUCGUCAACACCGUCUUCGACUUGCACGCGAGGGGCAUCACCCACGGCUGCAUCAUCGACAAGAAUGUCUCCUUUUGCAACAUGGCCACGCCAGACCUGACCACGGGUCCCGGCGAGGUAGAUAUCCGCCGGCCCCUGGUCUCGUCUUUCGACCUGUUCCCAGAUGCGCCAUCGGACGAGGAGCCGGUCUCGCCAUCCCUGCCUCUCUUCCGCCAUCCCCUGGAUCCUCGCACGACACCAGCAUCUCCCAUCAACGACAAGAUGGAUUCGCGAAUCCUCGAUCUCUACUCUCUCGCCAUGGUUCUGCUAUCUAUCGGUCUGUGGACGAAGCUCGAGAACCUCGUACCCGAUCCGUCUCAGCCGAUCCCCGAAUCCGUUCUCAACCAACUGGGUAUUCGCUGCUCCUCCAUGUACAAGAGAGCUGUCGAGACCUGCUGGACCGCCGUCGACACACAGCUCCAAGGAGUCGCCGCGGAUGAGGAGCUCCUUUCCGCUGUACAGGUGACUGUGACGCGCUGCUUAGACUCGUGCGCAAUUCUCGACAACAUGAACUCCCUCGAGGACCGCCUUAACCUCGACCUGGGCAAGACAACCGCUUCCCCUGUGGGAACCCCCGCCAGGCAAAGCAUAUCCGGGCCUUCUAAAGACGCACAGGCUUUCCGCCCGUCUGUCGACGCGCAUCGCUCAUCAUUCGAUACCAAGGCUCCUAUCUCCGAACCUAACCCUGCUCCCCGCUCGUAUCCUUCAGCCGCGGAGGAAAAGCGGCAGCUUGCUAGGAAAGAGGUUGCGGGUGGGUCACGUUCACGCACUUGGCACGCACCGCAUGCUAAUCACAUCGCAGCCGCCCCCGCCCCCGCCGAGUUGCCCGCCGAGCUGCCUGCCGAGACGAAGGCUGCCAAGCCGCCUUCCACCAAGACCCGGCUGUAUCCUCAGAUCCCACUGCCUCCCGAUGCUGUUGAGAAGUGGAACACGUUUGUGAUGCCCCAGGUCAAUCAGGCCUUGCGACAUUUCUACCGAAAGCACCGGGAAGAGUCUGUUGAGGUAUCUCUCGAGUCUAUCGGCAGCUCCCCAACGAGGACACAGCCCACCGUUCUGGUUGUGUGUACGUCUGUCAGUAAGGUUAAGGCCAUUCUUACACGCAAAAUGGGCGAGCUAUUCGACGGCAAGUCUGGGUUUGGCUUGAAGGUAUGCAAGGGACAGGUCAUGAGGUCACGGAAACAGUCAGGCGACGUCAAGCGAAGCGCAGCACACGAUGAUGACGACGACGACGAAGGCGGUAUCAAAGCCGCUAACCCCGACUUUCAAGCGCGUCCCAAUAAUGGCGCGAGCAUCGGAGCCUGGGUGGGUGACCGCCACCUGCCGCCCGUCAGCUUGGGCGGCCUUGUUAUGGUGGACGAUAAGCCGUACGGGAUGACGGUUCAUCACAUGCUGGACGACCCCGAAGAGAUUUACAAGCACGCCAAAGCGCAAGACCCGGCGAUGCGGAGCAUGGCUAGAGACGCCGAUGACGUGCGGUUCGACUGGUACGCCGAGUCAUCCGCCGAAAGCAGUAGCGGAGAGGACUAUGCCUGCGAGUUUUCCGAAUCCGAAUCGGGGGCAUACUCGGAGACGGACGUCACCAGCGAGGAUUCUGAGGAGGAGGACAGCGGCGACGAGUCCGAAGGCGAAUAUGACCAGCCCGGCGACAUACCGGGGGUUGAGCCCGGCUGUGGCGAGGGGUACAUCAUCACGCAGCCCGCCAUGGACGACGUCGACGAAGAGUUUUAUCCUUCCGAGGAAACGGCAAACGAGGACCAUCUGGAUAGCUUCACUGUCGGGGAGGUCUACGCGUCGAGCGGAAUCAAGCGCAGGGAGCAGAACGGCCUGAUCCACGAGAUCGACUGGGCCCUGUUCGAGUUCGCCCCCGAGAGGCUGCCUGACGACAACACGAUUCCCCGGAUUCAGAGCAAGCAGCUGUCGCCGUCGUACGGGAAAUUUCCGUCGAAGCACGGCAAGUUCAUGCACCCGAUGACCGUGGCACCGACGUCGGCGCUGCCUGGUUUGGAGGUGCAGUGCAUGGCUCGCACGAGCGGCCUGCAGACGGGUCUCAUCCUCCCCGCCCUUACGAGCGUCAAGAUCUUUGGGCGCGUGACGCCGAGUCACACGUACCAGGUCAGCAGCGCUGCCGCCGAGACGCCUGCCGAGCUGGCCGGCGACAGCAAGAAGCUGGCCAUGGGAAUCCCCGGAGACAGCGGCGCGUGGGUCGUUGAGCGUGCCCACGGCCGGGUGUGUGGACAUGUUCUGGCGUGGAGUGGGCGGAAGCGCGUCGCCUACAUCUGUCCGAUGGACGUGAUGCUUCUCGAUAUUGCCGAGGCGCUCGAAGCCCGCGAGGUCGGCUUGCCUGGCGGCGAGCCGGUCGUGAGUCUCCGAGACCGGUACGGAGAAGAGGAGGAAGAGGAGGACGAGGACGAGGGAACCUACAGGGAAGACGAACCGUCGUCGUCGCCUUUUAUGGAUCCCAAGGACGACGAUGAUUUGGACGUGGUGUCGGAGGAGGGGGACGACGACGAGUUCCCAGUACUCGUCAGGUCGCGCGCGCCUCCGCGAAGGCGGGGUGAGAGUAGGAAAAGAGAAGAGCAAGGAAAGCAGCAGCAGCAGCAGAAGCAGGAGGAACAGAAGCAAGAGGGUAGCCCGGAGGAGGGGCGGGAAAAGUUUGCUUCGGACGACAAUCAUGAAUUAUCGCGUAGGAUGGAGUCCAUGGGCAUCGGGAGGAGUCGUAUGGGCAUCGGCAUGUGCAGCUGA
Messenger RNA from Colletotrichum higginsianum IMI 349063, 3831 nucleotides. RefSeq names its product HET-s/LopB domain-containing protein. NCBI's taxonomy places the organism in Eukaryota, Fungi, Ascomycota, Sordariomycetes, Glomerellales, Glomerellaceae. The record is from RefSeq and is a predicted model, not a curated record. Bases 1 to 3831 code for a protein of 1276 amino acids. The transcript has a single exon.